This is a messenger RNA of Rhizoctonia solani, 4008 nucleotides long. Its product is annotated as Helicase conserved C-terminal domain. Gene Ontology annotation, molecular function: ATP-dependent chromatin remodeler activity; ATP binding. The record is from RefSeq and is a predicted model, not a curated record. The transcript is spliced from 15 exons. Bases 1 to 4008 code for a protein of 1335 amino acids. NCBI's taxonomy places the organism in Eukaryota, Fungi, Basidiomycota, Agaricomycetes, Cantharellales, Ceratobasidiaceae.
AUGCCUUUGACUCCCGUUGCCCACUCUGUUCUCUACCUGUUCAAAGCUGCUGCUAUGAACAAGUCACACCCGUUAACCUGCCCUCCCUGGACAAGCAACGUGUGGAGGGAGCUUUUUGGGCUGUUUCCUCUAAAGGGUAGUGAGGACUAUUACGAUGCUGAGAUUGAUGUAGUUGGCGACAGUGACCCACAGUUGGAUUCAAGCAAGGAACUGGGCCUCACCAUGCCCAAGUCUUCAAUCGCCUUGAUCACCAAAAAUCGCCGGAAGGCACUUGGGCUCCAUGAGCGUCAGGCUGCAGAACGCUUCCUGCAAUAUUUCUGGGAUACCUGGAAGGCGGAUUAUGUGAGGAAGAUACCAAUCCGCGAGACAAUCAAGUCCACUACUCAAGGCAAGAAAGGUGGCCCGGACCCUUAUGGGUAUGCUGCGUAUCGCAACCUGGUAUUGGCUGCAAUCAACAGGAAGGGCGGCGUCAUGAAUCAAGUGGAGGAGACUUUGGGAAAGAUUGGGGCUACUCCUGCCAAUCUCUGGAAGGAUGACAGAAGCUUAAACAGGGAACGUCCAGCUACCAAGCGUGUUCUUGAGCAUCAGGCGCCUAUAGCUGACACCCAUGCAAGGCUGGAAGAACAAGAUGUGCAAGCAGCUUUGGCUCAAGCCCUAUUUGGUGAUGCAGGGGUCAGCAGUUGUGGGACUGUUGUCCCAGAGCUGAUCCCUACAAUUUGUUGCUUUGCACAGCGCAAGUAUGAGAACCUUGCGCGGAGCUUAAAGCGUAAGGUAACCACAUCAUGUGCUAGAAUGCAAAAGGUUGACAGUAAACUGGAAGAUGCUCAAAGGCUCAGAUCCCCCAAGGCAUUGCGUGACGCAACAAGGGCUUUGACUGAUUGGCGGAAGAUAGCAAUAGGGACAAAGGAGGUUGAUGAGCUUCACUUCCUGUCCAGGGAACGUACGCUGAAGCAGUUAUGGUCAAGUCUUGGGUUUGGAAGUCUUGAGGAUGAUCUGACGGCGUCAAAAUCUAAAAGCAAGUCAACUCAAGAUGGUCCAAGCAAAGAAGAAAUGCAGGCUGCCUAUGCUUACUAUGUUGAGGAGUACUGCUAUGGAGUUGGCUGUCUUGAUGAGUCCAAGCUUCCUAUCCCUACAGUUGUUGUCUCUGGUCUCCACAGUUUGGUGGAUGGGUGCAAGGAUAUUGGGGUAUUGCAUCUCAAGUCCUUGUCCACGGAGGCUUUGUGGGCCCAGCUAGGACUGCCAGGUGUGGAUCAGUUCCCGUUUGCAGAGCCUGGCACUGGUGAAAGCGCCAAAGACAUGGCUCCACUGGCCAAAACUUGUGCGGUGCCGUUUUGGCAUCAAGUGGUAGGCACUCUCAGAAUCUUGGAAGGCGCUUUCACACAGAGAGUGGGCGAUUGCGCCCAACCAACUUUACUGUGCGACAAUGUUGGACUUGGAAAGACGGUGCAAAUCAUUGGGGUCAUUAGCAUGAUCCAACAUUACUAUAAGCAACAGGAACUGCCAGCCAAAGAGCGUCUUGCAACACCCAUGUUUAUCCAAGAGCAAAGCUCGCCAUACUUUGCAGGCCAAAAGACCAUACCAAAUUUGCCAUCAAUUGUCAUUACUCCGCGGACACUUGGCAAUCAAUGGAUGGAGCAAUGGAAGAAGUUUACCCAGCUUGGUAGUUUUGUUCCUGUCCGGUACUCAGUUGAGAGCGGCACCCUUGAGAGCUUCUGCAGUGACCCAACAGGUCCAUACCGCGCUGCAGCUGGACGAGACUUGGAGCAUGCAGGGCAAGUGGUUAUCAUUGCAGACCUAUUGGCUAUUGCAAAGGAAGCAAAACGGUGCUUACAGCUCCCUCCUGCAUUCAAGGGUAAAGAUGCAAGGGAGUACAAAGCUAAGGGCAAGACACCUGUUUUCAAGGCAGGGAUCAGCAAUGCAGGCUCACUCUUUGGAAUGCGCUUUUGGGUGGCAGCUCUCAUUACUCAGUCCUUGUCCUUGGUGAUUGGAGCAACCGCCACACCAUUGUUUACGUUGCUCAAAUGCCUGCUUGCUCUUGGACAAAACCUGCGCUACCAGCCAUUGCUUGGUGAGCAAGGAGUUCAGGUCUGGAACGAGAUGCAGGAAAUGCUGUCAACUGGUAAUGAAAGUUGGAGGCUUACAAGCACAGCGGUGAUUCAAGCCACAGUAGAAAGGGAGCUUCAAGCGGCACUUUUACUUGGCAAAAUUCCCUUGUACAACCCCCGCGCUGCUAAGAUCAAGGAAGAACUGGAAAGCAAGUACCAGGCUGAGGACCAGCGGAGCAUCCUCCAUAUGAUUCAUGUCUCAAAGCAGCCACUAAACAUGUUGCGCUUGCUUCUUCUCCCCAUCAUGAUUCGUUGCACAAAUGAGUCCUUAGACUAUUUGGGCAGACAAAUCUUGGAUCUCCCGUUUGUACAGAAGUUCAUUGCUUGGGCACCCAUGAAUGAAGAAGAGAAAGAAAUGCAACGGGUCAUCAAUCAAGAGCACACACAGCAGAAGAGCAAAAAAACAAAACUGGCGCAAAAGGCUAAGGCUGCCAAGAGACAAAAAAGAAAGCAAGCGCAGGACAAUGUGGGUGACAAUGGGGAUGAGGAUGUAGAUGAGAAUGCAUGGAAUGGGUCUCAGGCACAGGGGGAGGUGGAACGGAGCAAUUGCAAGAAUGUCAGGUGGCAUAACUUCCUGAUAGAACAGAAGUUUGCUGGCAUGCUGGCUAAGCUGGGAGCGCUACGGCUGGAAGAGCAGGCUCAGGAGCUUGAUUGUGGUACCUUGACAAACAAAGUCACUGACGACUGGACAGUGGAGAAUCUGCCCCAGAAGAUGUCCACAAGGAUGCAAUGUGUCAUGGGACUGAUUGAGUGGUUCUGGAUUGGCAACCCCAAACCCGUUGCAUUGCUUGAGGAUGGUACGCUAGAUAAAGCAAGGCUUGUUCAAGAACCUUUGCCCAGCAAGAAGCCGCAGAAGUUUCUCAUAUACGUGGAAUUUCAGCAGCACCAAGCGCUCAUUGCAAAGAUGCUCACUCUCAAAGAAAAAGACUAUGUGACGUACAACGGCUCUAUGGCUACCACCAAGCGUCAACGGUCUGUUGAGAAGUUUGCCAACAACCCAUCAUGCCAAAUCAUGAUCAUCAGCAAUGUAGGCUCAGCUGGUCUCAACUUGGUGGAAGCCUCAGUUGUGAUCAUUGUAAGCAGUGUUUGGUCUGGGCUUGAGCUUGACCAAAUCAUGGGUCGCGUUGAUUGCCCUGGGCAGCUGCAAGAUGUAGCUGUAUACAACAUCAUGGCGCCAGAGGGAAUUGAUCUGGCCCUGAAUGUUUACGCAGAUAGUAAGGCACAGCUCUCUAACCAUUUCCUGAGCUUGCAAAGAACCUUGCAAACUGUGUACUUGGAAAUUGCUCAGCCACACUCCAAUGAUCACAAUGAGCUUGACUUGGAGGAGAUCCCUGCAGUCUCUUCAACAAAGGGUACAAAACCAUCCACUUCCAAAGCUGGGCCAUGCAAGAGAAAAAGCCAAAAUGAACAAUGCUCUCAAGAUGCAAAUGCUGUUCAAAAGCUAGCCCUAGCCAAGGCACUGGGAUCACAGGUUUCUGGUGCUCCCUCAAGCAAUUUAGUCCCUACGACACAGAGCAUGCAACCUCUUCCAACAUCAUCAACAGGAAGCACAGAACAAACUGAUGAGUUGUUGAUAUCCCAGGGUGUACCUACCACUACACCAAAUGCCAUUGGUGCCCGGACAAUGGUGGCCAGUAGUCAACAAAAGACUAAGUUCCAUGCAAAAAAGGCAAGACUUGGUCACUCUUCUUCUGACCCGUCAUUGGUGGCUGCGGCAACAGCACAGCCAAGUCAGCCUUUAUCUGCGACAGGGCCAAUAUUGGUGCCAGCCAAGAAGCGCACAGCACCUACUACAUCUGGGCACUCAGUAGUCACAGGAGGUGGAAGCUCACAGAGGAAGGUGUUCCAUCUGAAAGCAUCAAAACUCUCAGCUAGUAAUCACUCUGUUGACGCAAAAAAGUAA